Molecule: messenger RNA, 734 nt
Organism: Schistocerca cancellata (South American locust)
Lineage: Eukaryota; Metazoa; Arthropoda; Insecta; Orthoptera; Acrididae
Exons: 3
Coding region: 1-678 (225 amino acids)
Source: RefSeq, a predicted model, not a curated record
AUGGAUGGUAAACUGGAAGAACAAAUUAAACGAGCUGCGCUUGGCGGUGUUUACAAUCCCCUGGAGAUUUGUUUGCGCGGGAGUGAGUCACGGAGCGCGCUGCCGAGGCACGCCGGAGCCCUGCAGGGCGGCAGUUCUGCGGGCAACCGGUGGCGGCGCGCGCGUCACGGCGCGGCGGGCGCCGCUGCCCGGGCCGCGCUCGGCAGGCGGCCAGUUCUUUGUGUGAGUCGGUGGCGCGAGCACCGUCCGUGGAGCUCCCCGUGCCGCGCGCCGCAUAGCGAGAGACUCAACCGAGCCAGGCCCCAGGAGGCCGCGAGUGCAGCCAGCGAGCCGCCCAGCUUUCGCGUCGCAUACUACCCUCUCUGUGCGUGUGCGCGCCGCGUGCCACCGACCGGCGGCGACGCGGCCGAGUGCGUGCGCCACCGUACUGGAGACGCCAGCGCAGCAGCGUGUGCAGCACUUGUCGCUGAAGGUGACCUUGACGCCGGAACGCUGGAUCUGACUUCGGCAGCCAGGAUUAACCCCGUGCCGUCGGUUGCCGGUGAGUUACACAGAAGAAUGAAGGACUGUGGUACUAGCUCUUUAACGUCUUCGUGGUGCGGUGAGUACCCACAGUACACACAUGUUUUUGUCACUUGUUUUCGUUUUUCACUGUACGUUCAAUCCUUGUACUUGUGAAUAUAUCAGGUUGACUGUUAGCGUGUUUAGGCAAUCAUAUGGCUCAACAAAGAUGU